This is a messenger RNA of Macadamia integrifolia, 750 nucleotides long. RefSeq names its product mitochondrial import receptor subunit TOM9-2. Gene Ontology annotation, cellular component: mitochondrial outer membrane. Lineage: Eukaryota; Viridiplantae; Streptophyta; Magnoliopsida; Proteales; Proteaceae. The transcript has a single exon. Gene Ontology annotation, biological process: intracellular protein transport. The coding region runs from base 74 to 370 and encodes 98 amino acids. The record is from RefSeq and is a predicted model, not a curated record.
UGAUCAAAAUAGGCAAAUGUAACGAAGUCUCAACGGCUUAUCGAAACCAAAGUUUCAUUUUUCUCUCUCUCUCAUGGCGUCGAGCAGAAGAGGGAAAAGCAGCGGCGGCGGGGAUGGAAUCCUUGCGAGGGUUACAAGCACCGUAUCUGAAUCACAGAUCGUCAACUAUGGCAAACAAGUGGCUUCUGAUGCUACAUUCGUUACGAAAAAGCUAAUGAAGAGCACCGGCAAAGCAGCGUGGAUUGCCGGAACAACGUUUCUGAUCCUGGUCGUUCCUCUCAUCAUCGAAAUGGACCGAGAACAGGUGUUGACCGAGCUUGAAAUGCAGCAGGCCAGUUUGCUUGGCGCACCGCCGGCACCUCCCAAGUGAUUGUUAUUUCAGGUCAGAGGCAUCGAGUUGCCUGUUGGUUCGGACUUUAAGAUUUAAUUUAGAUGCAUUUCUUAAAGCAUUUGGGUUUAGGGUUUUAUUGGUUUUUUUUUUCCCGGUUCCUGCAAUGUGGUAUAAUGGCAAAAAAAGACCCUUUUAGGGUUUUUGUUCUCUUAUCACUUUUUUAUGGAUUACUGGAGUAUUAAAGGUCCAAUUUUCCAAUUGUUAUGCCUUUUGGGUGGGUUUAAUUUGAUAACACAUAAAGAAAUUGUUCUUGGGUCUCGCUGAAAAAUUUUGAACUUAUGUAGCUGAGAUAAAUAUGUUUAACCAUACAUUUGGUGACUUUCAUAUGUAUCUAAAUUCUGAAGCUGGAUUUGUGUGAA